AUGUGGUGUGCAUUUACAGCUACGUCUCUGCUAUCGAUUGCACUGGUUUUUGUCGCUAGAGACGUCCUACGAGCCGCACACGAUGCGUCCAGCCACGUCGAGACGCAGGCCCCGGCCCUCCUGCGCUUUCAUGGCAACCACACGCUGUCCGGGGCAAGCUAUCAGGCAUUCAAGAACAGUCUAAAGCGUCAGAUACGAGGCGAUAGCUGUUUGAUGUACCACGUGGCGGACACAUGGUGGUACUACGAGUGGUGCGUCGACCGCCACGUGCGUCAGUUCCACACUUUGGCUAUCGACCAAGUGAGCAGUUCAGGCGAGGAGAGUAUACUUGUUGGAGUGCAUAGUGCAACGCACCCUCAAGCUUUUCGAGUUGUGGCUGUGAACAACCUGCUCGAACUUGCAGACCCAGACCGCAUGGGCUACAUGGCUCAAGAGCUUUACAACCGAGGGGAUUUCUGCGAAGAAAGUGGCGCUUCUCGAUCUGUCAAAGUGCAAGUAAAAUGCUGUCUGUUUCGGGACGAUGACACGUACAUAGACUCGGUGAACGAGCACUCGCCGUGUGAGUACGAGCUCACAGUGUGCUCGCCAGUGGCGUGUGGACUGAUGCAAGGGUACCAGUUCCAAUCGACCACACAGAACUUUAUGGGAGGGCAUGAACGCGAAGCACUGACUCGUACAGUGCGCGACAUGUUUUAUCAUGCGUAUAACGGCUACUUGACACAUGCGUUUCCGCAGGGUGAUUUGCAACCGCUGUCGUGUCGUGGAGGGAAGUUUGAACUGGGUCAACUGCCGAUGCUCACGUUGAUUGACACGUUGGACACGUUGGCUGUGUUUGAAGACGCGACAGAAUUUCGAAGAGCAGUGGGACUCGUGCUCGCAAAUGCUAACUUUGAUAUCGAUACGAAUGUGUCAGUGUUUGAAACAACGAUCCGCGUGCUGGGCGGACUGUUGUCAGCACAUCUUUUUGCGGUGAACGCCGAUCUGAAGCUAUUUCCAGAAGGUGGAUACGAGAACGAUGCACUAUUGCGCCUUGCUGUAGACGUUGCCGACCGCCUCAUGCCCGCGUUCAACACCACGACAGGGAUUCCGUAUGGCACAGUGAAUCUGAAGCAUGGAGUGCCCAAGGGCGAAACACCGAUCUCUUCAACUGCUGGUGCCGGGUCGCUUUCAGUCGAGUUCACAAUGCUGAGUGUCUUGACAGGUGAUUCCAAGUAUGCUGCUGCAUCACGAGGGGCUGUACGCGCACUGUUCCAGCGCCGCUCGAACAUCGGAUUGCUUGGAAAGCACAUAAACACCACUGAUGGUCAUUGGACUGAGACAACGUCGGGUCCAGGGUCCAAUUCGGAUAGCUUUUACGAGUACUUGCUGAAGAUGUACGAACUGUUUGGUGACCGUGAGUCGUUAGAGAUGUUUGCGCAAGUCUACCCGAGUGUACUGGCUUACAACAAACACGGCAACUGGUACACUGACGUGUCCAUGUAUACAGGCUGCCAUCAUCGCAAAGCGGGCGGAGCUACUAUCAUUGUUGAAAGCCUCGCCUCGUUUUGGCCUGGCGUGCAAGUUGGUGCGGGUGAUUUAUCUGCCGCUGCAAAAUCGGUCAACUCUUUUUAUCGUAUCUGGCGCGACUACGGAUUUCUGCCGGAGCAUUUCAACGUGGGCACUUGGGAACCCGUAAAGCCACCGGGUGCGGGCGGCGCCCGUUACCCACUGCGCCCAGAGCUAAUCGAGUCGACAUUUUACAUGCACGAAGCCACCAAUGACUCGUCGUGGCUGCGUGCUGGUGCGCACGUGAUUCAUUCGCUACAAACGUACGCAAAGACUCCGUGUGGUUACGCAAGUAUUGCUGACGUUGUGUCGAAGAAACAAGAAGACUACAUGCCUUCGUUCUUUCUGUCCGAGACGUGCAAGUACCUUUACCUGCUUUUCAACACUUCGCACUUCUUCCGACAAGGCAAUUACGUACUGACGACCGAGGCCCAUCCACUGCCAAUUCUCUCCACUAAGGUCGUUGCGCCAAUAUUGCAGGCGUCGAAUGCAGACGUAAACAGUGGUAGACCGGCGUCCGGCAAUCGCUUCUCGCCUGAACUAGUCCUGCAAUGCAAGGUGCCCACGUUCUACGACGUCACCAGUUACUCUUUGGAAUACGAAGACAAGGUCACGACACUUACACCGGGAUGCUCUCUGCCUGCAGUACGUACUGCCCAGUCCUCGAAGAAUUCCGUCUCAGCGAAAAAAAUGCUUGCAACGGCUGCCUCCAAAAAUACACCGCUGGCGACGACUGGGGACGACAUCGCUGUUUCUGCGGGUAAGGAAAAAUCAGGUAUUGAUUCACUGCAGCAAGGGUUGCCUGCAUGGAAGGAGAGACUCCGGAACUUUGGUGGAAAGGAUGUCGACGAUGGACUGCUUGAUCAGCUGCUGAAAGGAAGAUUGGCCAGCCGUGACGUACGUUCGACCGAACAAAACGAUCACGGUCUAGCGGUGCAGCGUUUGUAUGGUGGUAGCGAUCUGGGAGAAUUCCGUGUCGAGCAGCUACCCGAUCGAUUGCGUGUGACUCGCGAGAGAACAGGUGAUUGGAUUGAAGCUUCCGGCAUUCUUGGUCACAGUCACAUUCUUAUAGGACUAGGACCGCACGAUGGCUCGGCGAAUGAUGCCGACGCUGGUUCGUACACUGUUGAGAAGCUGAGAGAAGAGAAGCCAGUGCAAGGCAAUGAUAAUGACCCGCCGUACCUGUCAUGGAUGCACGCGUAUAAGGUUGACGGUACUUCGGGCAUGUCUGUCGACCAGCGCUGCUCAUUACGCUAUCAAGUGGGCUGCAGUCGUCAUCCAGGAAAAGCUCAACCCAACGAGAAGGGGAUACCCGACGUCAACGAAGGUCUGAACGACAGACGCGAUGUCUGGUCCACAGUGCCCUGUAUUGGUGCUGACUUUGGCGCAGCGAGCACCUUGCAAUCGUCUCAUGCCUUUCCGAUCAUGGAACUUGUGGCCGCUCGUCCUGCCAUGGCGUGCAGUGAAGUGUCUGAUUUGGGAAACGACCGUGUUCGAGGAAAGAUGGUGCUUAUUCGAAGAGGUGACUGUUAUUUCGAAGCGAAAGCGCGGCAUGCGGCCAAGCAGGGCGCUGCGGGCGUCAUCAUAGUGAACACAGAAGACAAUGAUCAAGUGAUGGUCAUGAGUGGAAUGGACGGAAACAGUGAUAAAGUGGCUGAUGAACCGCUAGACAUUCCAGUUGUGAUGGUCCCCCUGCGUCUGGGCGAGUGGUUUGAGACCCGUUUGGCUGAAGCGCAGGCGCUUUCACUAUCUCCUGUGAAAGUCAGUGUCGAGAUAGUUGUGCGAGACCAUCGACGUGAAGUCUCCAGCGAUGAUGGAAGAUCGAUUGCCGGUGACCGAUCAUUUCCGUGGGUGGAUGGAGUCGCUGGUAACAUGAGAGUCUAUGGUCCGUUGUGGGGCAUCGACCUUGUUGACGUGAAUUUGGACACGGAAACGAGUCAAGGGCAAGACGACACAACGGGUACAGACGCGAGACCCACACCAUUACUAUUGUCGAGACGCCGAAAUAGUGGAGAAGGCGACGACACAGCUUGUUUGACUGGAGCAGCGUACGGAUACGUUGCUUGCAAAGACGUACUUGCGAGCAAGAGCUAUCGUUGCGACCUUCCAGUCUUUUUCGCGUGGGACGGACGCGAUGGGGUUGAAUGCCAUAUUUACGAGACUCCUGAUAGCGGCUGA
Messenger RNA from Hyaloperonospora brassicae, 3723 nucleotides. The record is from the annotation of a GenBank genome assembly. Lineage: Eukaryota; Oomycota; Peronosporomycetes; Peronosporales; Peronosporaceae.